This is a messenger RNA of Periconia digitata, 862 nucleotides long. The record is from the annotation of a GenBank genome assembly. NCBI's taxonomy places the organism in Eukaryota, Fungi, Ascomycota, Dothideomycetes, Pleosporales, Periconiaceae.
UGAGACUAUUAGAUAUUUUUACCUUUCUUUUUACGUGUAGAUGUACUUUUGUAUGUAACAGCAGUUUCAACCUCAUCCCUUAUCCUGCGAUAUCGAUAUCUUCUUUUCCUAAUAAGAAGAAGAAAAAUAUCAACCAGUUUCUUGUAGAUGAAUAUUCCUCUAACUAACUCUUUAUUUUUCUUAUCUUUUAUUCACUUAACAACAACAUCAGAACUCUAGACUCCUAUGCUUUAACAAGAUAUGCUGUUUUUUCUUUCCCCUUUACUGCUGUUCUUUACACUUUUUAUCCCUCUCCCUAAACACCACGUAAGCUAAUCUAGCAAAUGCUCUAAUAAGUUAUGUUAAACUGUAUACAGUAUCUACUUACCUGUGUUAUGCCUAGUGUUGAGUAUAUAGCGUAUACACGUACAUUUGUUUGUCUAGAUAUAUCUAAAAUAUCUCUUAACUUUGAUCUGAUAACUUUAUCAAAUGGAUCGACACCUACAGCUAGGACUAAGAAAGAGAAGAAGAAGAAGAAGAAGAAGAAGAAGAAGAAGAAGAAGAAGAAGAAGAAGAAGAAGAAGAAGAAGAGAAUAGAGCAAUAGAAACCUAAACUAAAAAGAAUAAAAUAAGAAAGGUAAAGUGUACGCGUGUAGAGAGGGUUUUGUAGUUUUAAAGUAUAAAGAAGAGCAAUUUAUGUGCGUUUUAUAGGGAGUUAAAGUAAGAAAGAGAAUUGAAGUGUAAAGGAUUUUAUAAUUUCUUGUGGUUCUGUUGCAUUACAUCGUUUCUUUUCUGCUAUCUUAUACUCUUAUUUCCUCGCUGCUUUGUAAAAGGAAGAAAGGUCCCUAUAGGGUUUGUUUAUUCCCACUGGAAGGGCGUUAAU